AUGGGUCUGUGUUAUUCGAGAAAUGAUGAUAAGACUACGAGGAAAGAAACCGGAGGAACAAGGACGGCCACUACCACGGCGGAGAGACAAAGCUCCGGGCGGUGGCGGAAACCGAGAGAUUUAAAUACCGGCGGCGAAAUCGAUGAGACUCAACAGCUCGUGGGUCGGCUUGUUGGUAAUGGUUCAAGUAAGAUUGCUUGUCUUCACACUCAGCAAGGCAGGAAAGGAACAAACCAAGACGCUAUGCUUGUCUGGGAGAAUUUCUGUUCAAGAAGUGAUACUGUGUUCUGUGGUGUAUACGAUGGACAUGGUCCGUUUGGUCAUAUGGUUGCAAAAAGAGUUCGAGAUAUGUUACCUUUCACAUUAUCAACUCAAUUGAAAACGAUUUCUGAGGCUGAACAAAGCUACUCCAAGAAUGGACUUGAGUCUGCUACUUGCAUAGAUGGAGAGCAAUGGUGUGAGUCAAAGCCGAGUCAGAAAGAAGAAGAGCUACUUCCUGAGAUGUAUCCCUUGCUGAAACGGGCAUUGCUCAAGACUUGUCAACAUAUGGACAAAGAGUUGAAAAUGCAUCCAACCAUCGAUUGUUUCUGCAGCGGAACAACUUCUGUCACUGUGAUCAAACAGGGUAAGGAUCUGGUGGUUGGAAAUAUCGGUGAUUCGAGAGCCGUUCUUGCAACAAGAGACCAAGACAAUGAUUUGAUCGCUGUACAAUUGACUAUAGACUUAAAACCCGAUUUGCCAAGUGAAUCAGCAAGAAUCCAGAAAUGUAAAGGUAGAGUCUUUGCCUUACAAGAUGAGCCUGAGGUUGCGCGUGUGUGGCUACCGAACAGCGAUUCACCUGGUCUGGCAAUGGCUCGAGCUUUCGGAGACUUUUGUCUUAAAGAUUACGGUCUAAUCUCUGUUCCGGAUAUCAACUACCGUCGUCUCACUGAAAGUGAUCAGUUCAUUAUUCUAGCCACUGACGGGGUAUGGGAUGUUUUGUCUAACAAAGAAGCUGUUGAUAUUGUGGCCUCAGCUCAUAGUCGAAACACUGCAGCUCGUGCUUUAGUCGACACAGCAGUUCGAGCAUGGAGGCUCAAGUAUCCUACUUCCAAGAACGAUGAUUGCGCUGUAGUAUGUCUCUUUCUUGAAGAUUCCUCAGCAGCAGCAUCCAUGGAGGUUUCAGAAACCAUUAAUCAUUCACACAAAGAGUCUACAGAGAGUGUCACUAUCACAUCAAGCAAAGAUUGUGACAAGAAGGCAGAGGCUUCAACCGGAUCAGACGAGAUCGUACCAGUUUGGGAGAUAAAAGAAGAGAAGACACCUGCGAGUUGCAGGAUUGAAUCCAAGAAAGCAACACUCGCCGAAUGUAUAUCCGCUAAGGAGGAUGAAGAAUGGUCGGCGUUGGAAGGCUUGACUAGAGUUAAUAGUCUCUUGAGCAUUCCCAGGUUCUUCUCCGGCGAGCUAAGAUCAAGUAGCUGGAGAAAAUGGUUGUGA
Messenger RNA from Arabis nemorensis, 1476 nucleotides. The record is from the annotation of a GenBank genome assembly. Lineage: Eukaryota; Viridiplantae; Streptophyta; Magnoliopsida; Brassicales; Brassicaceae.